Molecule: messenger RNA, 957 nt
Organism: Drosophila subpulchrella
Lineage: Eukaryota; Metazoa; Arthropoda; Insecta; Diptera; Drosophilidae
Exons: 3
Coding region: 1-939 (312 amino acids)
Source: RefSeq, a predicted model, not a curated record
AUGCGUCCGCGCAAGCGGCAUAACUAUAACUUCCGAUUCCGUUGGCUGGCUUUGGAUGGGAAUUUAAUUUUUGGUUUUUGCGUUCUCUGCUUAUUUUGUGUUGGUUACGAGUUGAACAAUAGAUCAUUUCAAUGGAUCAAGAGUUUUAUUCGGAGACUAUUGAGCUCAAUAAAACAAAGUUUAAAUUUUUACCAUGCAUGGCUCCUGGAAUUCCCGUACUUGCGACUUGCUAAACCGAAAAUUGUAUUCCAUUGCGAGGAACAGACAGAUUUCACUUACCAAGGAUCGUUGACUGUUGAAGAAGGGGUGGAAGAAUCACUUGAAGAAAGUCUUGUGGAAGUCAAAGAUAUUUACGAAGAAGUUAGCCGCUUAAGGCUGCGCGUAAAUCGGCUCAAUCACCUACUUGGCACAAAUAUAUCGGACUGUCCAACUAUUGAUCUCUGUAAGAGCGAUCAAAUAUUAUUGACGAUGCCUAACGAGGACCAUCCCGAGAUCCUUCAGAUGCAGAUUGCAAGUAAAAAACUUGCUCAUCAGCUGAUUCAGCUGCAACCGGUCCGAAAAGCAGCAGAUGUGGCCAUCCGAAUUGUACGCAAUGAUCACUGCAGGAACAAGAAAUUAGAGCUUCAAUUACAGAAUAGAAUUCAGGAACUGAACUCCUUUAAGCUCAAAUUCGAGAAAUAUCAGGGACUAUGCCUGCAACGGUUUCGAUUCUUGGAAGAGGAAAAAUACUGUGGCAGGGCAUUUGGAAAAUAUCUUAAUAAGUCGACGGAGUUAGUAAAGAAGAAUCAUAAUAAACUGAUAAUUAGGAAUGAAUAUGAGCCUUUAAGGCAAGAUGCCCUUAAAGUGAUAGAUAAUUUAAGGAGGGCGUCGGAGAAUUUAAGAGACCAUCUGUCUGAUGAGAUAACUAACAAAAAACAGCAACUUUUCCAGAACAUAUAAAAUUAAAGUGUAUUUAUU